AUGAGAGCAUUCCAAGCCCUCUGCGUCGCUUUGACUGCGGUCGCAUGCCGAGCGCAAGUGACCACCUACGGCACUUCAGGAUAUUCUCUCGCAUCGGUUCCGACAGCCGUCCACACUUCGUACGCUCCCUCGGUGAUUUCCACCGCUCCAGCCAUCGCCGUGCACAGCCCAGCGGUCACUUUCGCUGCCGCUCCUGUCACCAAGGUGGCUAUCGCUGCCGCCCCCGUCGCAAGGGUUGCCGUCGCUGCCGCCCCCGUCGCAAGGGUUUCCGUUGCCGCCGCCGCCGCCCCCGCUCCUGCUGUUCGCACCCAUGAGAUUCAUACCACUUCCGGUCGCCAAGCCAUCCGUAUCGAGGAAGUUCAGGCCGGAGACCAAGUGAUCCGUGUGCACGAGGCCCCUCAGGCCGGACCCCAGAUCUCUCAAAUCCGUGUCCCCGGUGAACAACACCAUGUGCGUGUAGUGAACCACCAAUCCGGACCCGCUGAAGUUCAACGUGUCGUUCACCGUCAGCAAACCCAGAUAUUCGACGUUCAGAAGCCCGGACGAGCCGGAGCCCGUAUCGUCCAGGUUGUCAGGGAUGAAUCUCCAGCUCCUACAAUCGAGUUCGUGAACACAGGAGGAUCAAACCACCACGUCUACCACGCCAACGACGCUAGUAUCUCCCACUCGUCGACCCUGGCCGUUCACGCCGCUCCCGCCACCUUCCAUGUCGCUGCCGCGCCAACUGUGGCCAUCCAUUCCAGCCCUGUGCUCUCCGUAGCUCACCAUGCUCCCAUCACCCACAGCAUCGUGAGUGCUCCAUCGGCUGUUAUCAGCGGGGCCUCAUACGCGAAAGCCAUCGACAACACGAUCCUUCUCCACCAUAAGAGAGCUUGA
Messenger RNA from Galendromus occidentalis (western predatory mite), 876 nucleotides. Its product is annotated as cuticle protein-like. The transcript has a single exon. The record is from RefSeq and is a predicted model, not a curated record. The coding region runs from base 1 to 876 and encodes 291 amino acids. NCBI's taxonomy places the organism in Eukaryota, Metazoa, Arthropoda, Arachnida, Mesostigmata, Phytoseiidae.